AUGAGCGCGCGGUUCCAUCCGCGCGCAAGUAUCGUGUACGUUAGUUUGGGUGUUCAACAUUUGGUCGACGACCUGAGUGUUCUCGCGUUGAGCGAGAACGAGACGAACGACGACUGUGUCGUGGUGAAGCGUCAAUACGACUACCAGACCAAGAGCGAUUGCGAGAACGUCGUGGUGAAACGUCACCGCGACGACGAGAUGAAGAACGACGACGAGAACGUCGUGUUGAACGUGUAUCGCCACGACCACGCGAACGAGAACGUCUUGACGAGCGCGUGGCACCACGACCUCGAGAACGCGAGUGGUGUCGCCAGCGUAACGCGCCACGAUUAA
Peronospora matthiolae is the source of this 333-nucleotide messenger RNA. Lineage: Eukaryota; Oomycota; Peronosporomycetes; Peronosporales; Peronosporaceae. The record is from the annotation of a GenBank genome assembly.